Messenger RNA from Aspergillus clavatus NRRL 1, 1488 nucleotides. Its product is annotated as glycoside hydrolase family 71 protein. The transcript is spliced from 4 exons. The record is from RefSeq and is a predicted model, not a curated record. Lineage: Eukaryota; Fungi; Ascomycota; Eurotiomycetes; Eurotiales; Aspergillaceae. The coding region runs from base 1 to 1488 and encodes 495 amino acids. Gene Ontology annotation, biological process: mating projection tip cell wall disassembly. Gene Ontology annotation, molecular function: glucan endo-1,3-alpha-glucosidase activity.
AUGUUUCUCAAACCACUCCUUUCUGCCCUCGCUGGGCUCUCAGCAAUCGCAUCCGCCAUUCCAAUGCCAACGAGCUUGCAGAAUAACAUAUCUACUAAAGCAGAAGCGACCGACAGACUUGUGUUCUGCCAUUUUAUGAUCGGCAUCACCAGCAACCGUCAAAGCGCUGCGGACUACGACGAUGACAUGCAGCGUGCCAAAGCUGUGGGAAUCGAUGCAUUUGCAUUGAACAUCGGAGUCGACCCUUACAGCGACACUCAGCUCGACUUCGCGUAUGAGUCGGCCGCAAAGAACAACAUGAAGGUCUUUAUCUCCUUUGACUUCAACUGGUACAAUACUGGACAGGCCAGUGCCGUCGGUGCGAAGAUCAAGCAAUAUGGCAGCCUCCCAGCUCAGCUCAAGGUCGAUGGUAAGAUCUUUGCGUCCUCGUUUGCCGGUGACGGUAUCGAUGUCUCUGCCCUAAACGCCGCGGCUGGUUCCGAGGUGUAUUUCGCGCCCAACUUCCAUCCUGGCGUUGGAGAUUUCAGUGCUAUUCAAGGUGCUCUGAACUGGAUAGCAUGGCCCAACGAUGGCAACAACAAGGCGCCGACCCCAGGUCAUAAUGUCAGCGUUGCAGCGGGUGAUGCUGCCUAUAUCAAGGCUCUGAACGGCAAAGACUACAUUGCGCCUGCGUCUGGCUGGUUCUUCACCCAUUUCGGUGGCGAGGUUCCGUACAGCAAGAACUGGGUAUUCCCCUCUGAUCUUCUCUGGUUUGAUCGCUGGAAGGAGAUCUUGACUCUCGGGCCGCGGUUCGUGGAGAUUAUCACUUGGAAUGAUUAUGGCGAAUCCCACUAUAUUGGACCUUUGUCCUCGCCUCAUACAGAUGACGGAGCUUCCAAGUGGGUGAUGGACAUGCCGCACAAUGGUUGGCUAGAGAUGUCGAAGCCGUUCAUUGCCGCCUACAAGGCCGGCGACACAUCUGUGGACAAGUACGUCACGGAGGACAAGUUGAUCUACUGGUACAGACCGACUCCAAAGGAUGUGAGCUGCGAUAACACGGACACUACCAUGCAAGGAAAUCCAAACAAUUCCAGCGGCAACUUCUUCCGCGGCCGGCCCAACGGUUACGAGACAAUGAAGGACGAAGUGUUCGUCGUGUCGCUGCUCAAGACCCCUGCUACCGUCGAAGUAACUUCAGGAGGAGCCAGCAAGUCCUUCAUUGCAAACGCUGGAGCAAAUGCCUUUGCUGCCCCCAUGGGAGUGGGCCAGCAGAAGUUUGCGCUUUCUCGCGAAGGAAAGACCGUCAUGUCCGCCACGAGCUUGAAAAACAUUGUCGAUACCUGCAUCUGCGGCCUCUACAACUUCAACGCCUAUGUUGGAACUGUGCCCCCAGAGGCAACCAUCGACAAACUCCAACCGGCUGGUCUGUCGAUGUUAAACCAAGGGUUGAAUGCGCCAUGCCCAACCAACACCCUAGGGCUUGCUAUGCCUCGCAUCACUGCUUACUGA